Messenger RNA from Octopus sinensis (East Asian common octopus), 711 nucleotides. RefSeq lists its product as uncharacterized. Gene Ontology annotation, molecular function: DNA binding. Bases 1 to 711 code for a protein of 236 amino acids. The transcript has a single exon. Gene Ontology annotation, biological process: DNA transposition; DNA integration. The record is from RefSeq and is a predicted model, not a curated record. NCBI's taxonomy places the organism in Eukaryota, Metazoa, Mollusca, Cephalopoda, Octopoda, Octopodidae.
AUGCAGGAAACUCAAUCCGAAAAAUUUCCGAAAGUGUUCAUAUUCCGAAGAGUACAGUAUGGAACAUUAUCAAUAAAUCGAAAUUAUUUAAAACUACCAAAAAUAAGCCAAGAUCAGGACAACCAAAAAAAAUCAUCUCGAUCAAUUUCCAUAAUUAGACGAAAAGUGCUUGAUAAUCCGAGAUUAUCUCGUAAACAACUCUCUACUUACUUGGGUGAGAUAGGAACACCAGUAUGUUCACAGACUGUUACAAAUGCCCUAAGAAAAGAAGGGUUCCAUAAAUGUCGUCUACGUAAAGUUCCGCUGCUUACUAAGAAACACGUCCAUGCACGGCUAAAAUAUGCCAAAAAAAUUUUACUUAAAGACGACGACUUUCUAAAUAAUAUUAUUUGGUCGGAUGAAACAAAGAUAGAAAUUUUUGGACACAAUUAUACAAGCUACGUGUGGCGUAAAUCGGAGGAUGAAUAUCGUCCAAAAAUACCAUACCAACAGUUAAACAUGGAGGUGGCAGUUUAUGCUAUGGGGGUGUUUUUCUUCUUGGGCGUUGGAGAACUUCAUGUGAUUGACGGAAUAUUGAAUGCUUCUAAAUACUGUGAUAUUUUGGAAAAAAAUCUAUUUUCGUCAAUUGAGAAAUGUGGUAUUGCAGGAAAUUGGACAUUUCAAAAGACAAUGAUCCAAAGCACACCGCAAAAAAAACUCAAAAAUGGCUAG